Messenger RNA from Sebastes umbrosus (honeycomb rockfish), 1965 nucleotides. Its product is annotated as histone deacetylase 2. The record is from RefSeq and is a predicted model, not a curated record. The transcript is spliced from 14 exons. Bases 119 to 1591 code for a protein of 490 amino acids. NCBI's taxonomy places the organism in Eukaryota, Metazoa, Chordata, Actinopteri, Perciformes, Sebastidae. Gene Ontology annotation, molecular function: histone deacetylase activity.
GGAGCGCCUCCCACCCAGCGACGCACCGUGUUCCUGUGUGUUGAUGCCGUCCAUCCUACUGUCCAUCCGCGAAAGCAAAUUCAAACCAACUUUUUGACCAAAAAAAACCACCCCAAACAUGGCUUACACGACUGCGGGUGGGACUAAGAAGAAGGUGUGCUACUACUAUGACGGUGACAUGGGAAAUUAUUACUAUGGACAAGGGCAUCCCAUGAAACCACAUCGUAUCCGGAUGACUCACAACCUGCUUCUGAACUAUGGACUGUACAGGAAAAUGGAGAUCUAUAGACCACACAAAGCCACAGCAGAAGAGAUGACAAAAUAUCACAGCGAUGACUACAUCAAGUUCCUCAAAUCCAUACGGCCAGACAACAUGUCCGAGUUCAGCAAGCAGAUGCAGCGGUUCAACGUUGGAGAGGACUGUCCUGUGUUCGAUGGCUUGUUUGAGUUCUGCCAACUCUCCGCUGGUGGCUCUGCUGCUGGCUCAGUGAAACUAAACCGACAGCAGACUGACAUCGCCGUGAACUGGGCUGGAGGACUUCACCACGCUAAGAAGUCGGAAGCGUCUGGAUUCUGCUACGUUAAUGACAUCGUGCUGGCCAUCUUGGAGCUGCUCAAGUACCACCAGAGGGUGCUGUACAUUGAUAUAGACAUCCACCAUGGGGACGGAGUAGAGGAGGCCUUCUUCACCACAGACAGGGUCAUGACCGUAUCCUUCCAUAAAUACGGGGAGUACUUCCCUGGAACCGGAGACCUCCGGGAUAUUGGAGCUGGAAAAGGCAAAUAUUACGCUGUUAACUUCCCCCUGCGUGAUGGCAUUGAUGAUGAGUCAUACCAAAAAAUCUUCAAGCCUGUGAUGGCCAAGGUGAUGGAGAUGUACCAGCCCAGUGCUGUGGUUCUUCAGUGCGGUGCAGACUCUCUCUCAGGAGACCGCCUCGGCUGCUUUAACCUCACCAUACGCGGCCAUGCCAAGUGUGUGGAGUACAUCAAGUCCUUCAACCUCCCGAUGCUCAUGCUGGGCGGAGGAGGAUACACCAUCCGCAACGUGGCUCGCUGCUGGACCUACGAGACCGCUGUAGCUCUGGACACAGACAUCCCCGACGAACUGCCAUACAAUGACUACUUUGAGUACUUUGGGCCUGACUUCAAGCUGCACAUCAGCCCCUCCAACAUGACCAACCAGAACACACAGGAGUACAUGGACAAGAUCAAGCAGCGACUGUUUGAGAACCUGCGGAUGCUGCCUCAUGCUCCUGGAGUGCAGAUGCAGGCCAUCCCGGAGGACGCAAUCCCGGACGACACCGUGGACGAGGACACGGAGGAUCCUGACAAACGCUUGUCCAUUCGUGCCACGGACAAGAGGAUAGCCUGUGAUGAAGAGUUCUCCGACUCUGAGGACGAGGGGGAGGGAGGCAGGAAGAACGUGGCCAAUCACAAGAAGGGUGCAAAAAGGCCCCGAGUGGACGAAGACAAGAAGGAAGGAGAGGAGAAGAAGACCGAGAUAAAAGAGGAAGAGAAAACAAAGGACAUCGGCGCUGAGAAGACUGAGUCUAAAAGCAGUGUGAAGACUGAGCAGACCAGCAGUGCCUGAAUUCUUCUUCUUCUACUUCCACAAACACACACAAAACUCAACGGUGCUGUCCCCCCCCCCCCCCCAAGGAUCCAACUCUUCACUGAAUCACUGUCGGAAGCAUUAUAUUUAUUAUGACUCUAUUUUCUACUUGUAAAUCUCUUGUGAAUCGUCCCUCCUUGUGCAGCGUAUCAGUGGAUUCCUUGAAUCCAACAUGCUAAUUAUGUCCUUUGAUACCCUGAACCGUGUUAUUCCAAUGUGCUUUAUCUUCUGAAGGAAACCUUGACUUAACUUGUGUGUAGGAAACUGUGGGUGAACCUGUAGAUGAACCUAGAAAGAGUUCAUGUUUAAAUUUCAAUAUUUUGUAUUCGUCAAUAAAACGUUUAUACUGUUUC